AUGUUCUGCAAUAAGGAACUAUGUUCAGCUGCACAGAUUGAGCGAAGGGCAAUAUCUGGGAUUGACUACUGUGAGCAACACCCGGAGUUAUUUGCUGUCUCCUAUGAACAAAAUCGUGGUUCGUCUGUUGUCCCGGUCGGUGUAGUGCAGGUCUGGAGUUGUCGUUUCAAGAAAUCAAGUGCCGAGUAUACAUUCCACUGCCAGUCGCUGGUUACAAGUGUGGCAUUCGCUAAGUUCCAUCCAAAUCUGCUACUGGGCGGGUGUUAUUCGGGGCAGAUAUGCAUGUGGGAUAACAGAUUCGGUAAAAGAACACCCGUUAGUAAGAGCCCUCUUUCUUCUCAAGCACACACUCAUCCAGUACUGAGCAUGGCGGUUGUGGGUACACAGAAUGCACACAAUUUAGUCAGCAUAUCGACAGACGGCCGACUUUGUUCGUGGAGCGUUGACAAUCUCAAUCAGCCAAUCGAUGCCAUCGAUUUGUCAUGGAAACAGAAGCAGGUGACGUGCACCUGCAUGUCUUUUAUGUUUGAAGAUGCAAAUAAUUUCGUAGUGGGUAGCGAAGAAGGAAAUGUUUAUACGGCAAGUAGACACGGCAACAAAGGAGGAAUCAAUGAUGGCUACGAGAGCCACAUCGGGCCCAUAACAGGAGUUGACAUGCAUAAAGCUCCCGGGAUUAUUGAUUUAUCGCAUUUCUUUUUAUCAUCUUCUUUGGAUUGGACUGUUAAACUGUGGAGUACGAAGGAAACAAAACCACUUUGCUCAUUUGAAAAGCAUGGCGACUACAUAACAGAUGUUGCCUGGUCUCCUGUUCAUCCUGCUGUUUUUACAUCGGCGGACGCCAGUGGAAAUGUGUUUUUGUGGAAUUUGAAUGAAGACACUGAAGCUCCAAUAUCGCAUCUGCAGCUGGAGGGGGGCAUUGGAGUGCGCAAAAUGAAAUGGAUGCAGAACGGUUAG
Molecule: messenger RNA, 954 nt
Organism: Gongylonema pulchrum
Lineage: Eukaryota; Metazoa; Nematoda; Chromadorea; Rhabditida; Gongylonematidae
Source: the annotation of a GenBank genome assembly